AUGGAGGACGCUGAAGAUGACAUAGCUGUUAUCGGGAUUGGAUGCAAUUUUCCUGGAGGUGAGGGGUUGGAGAGUUUCUGGAGGGUUCUGCUGGAGGGGAAGAACUGUGUGGUGGACAUCCCAGCAGAGAGGUUUGACACCACUGUUUGGUAUGAUUCUGAUGAUAGCAAACCUGGGAAGACGCAGACAACCAAAGCAGCUCUGAUAGAAGGGUUUAAUGAGUUCGAUCACAAGUUUUUCGGUAUUACUGAAGUGGAGGCAGAUUCUAUGGACCCCCAGCAGAAACUCCUUCUGCAGUGCACGUACAGGGCCUUAGAAGAUGCAGGAAUUGCUACGGAAAGCAUCAGUGGAAGCAGAACCGGCGUCUACAUAGGUCUCAUGAACAGAGAUUACGAGAUGCUCAGAAACAACAACCCCAGCUCGAUAACCCACUACAACGGCACCGGGACGGCCAUGAGUGUUGCCGCCAACAGAAUUUCCUUCACCUUUAAUCUCACCGGCCCUUCUUUUGCCAUCGACAGCGCCUGUUCCUCAUCUUUGGUGGCGCUGCAUGUCGCCUGUCAGGCUAUAAAGCAAGGAGACUGUGAGAUGGCGCUAUGUGGAGGCGUUAACUGCAUAAUCGAGCCGAGGAUGUUUGUCGCUCUCAGCAAGGCCAAGAUGAUCUCGCCCGGAGGAUCGAGCAAGCCUUUCUCCAGCAGAGCAGACGGCUACGGCAGAGGAGAGGGCUGUGGUGUGGUGCUCCUGAAGCCUCUGAGAAAUGCUUUAAAAGAUUGCAACAAAAUAUGGGGUAUCAUCAGCAAAACAGCAGUCAACCAAGAUGGACAUGCUGUCUCCCCGAUCACCAAACCCUCAAAGAUUCAACAAGAGGAGCUGCUGCGAAGAAUCUACUCAGAGUCUGACAUCAUUAAUGUCCAGUACAUAGAGGCUCAUGGGACUGGAACUCCAGUUGGAGACCCAACAGAGGCAGGAAGCAUCUCCAACGUCAUCGCUCAAGCCAGACCUCCAGGUUCAGAUAUGCUGCUGCUCGGCUCUGUGAAGGGCAACAUCGGACACACAGAAUCUGCAGCUGGAGUGGCCGGACUCAUUAAGGUUCUCCUUAUGAUGAAGCAUGACACUAUUGUUCCCUCAGUGUUCUACUCUGAAGACAGUGCCAGUGUAGAUGUAAAAGUCCUGAAUCUAAAAAUUCCUACUAAAGCUGAGAGAUGGGAGACAAAUAGGUCACUAGGAAGGGUAGCUGGCAUCAACAGUUUUGGGUUUGGUGGCACAAAUGCACAUGCGAUUUUAAGAGAGUAUAAUCACACUGCAGUUCCAACACAGAUACCAAAAGGUCCAAAACUUUUUGUACUAUCUGCAGCCUCUGAGAAAUCACUGAUCAUGACCAUCACUGACACUCACCAAAGACUCUGCAGCAAUCAAACACUUGACUUGCGAGCACUUUCAUACACCUCAGCAUGUGGACGGAGUCACUACAAACACAAACAUAGGAAGUCCUUUCUGAUAUCCUCCCUCUCAGAUUUAGAGCACCAGCUGACAUCUGCACUGAAAACAAAGGUUGAGUCAACAAGGUCGGACAUCCAGGUGGUCCUUGUGUUUUGUGGAAAUGGGGUUGCCUACAGGGGGAUGUGCAAACAGCUCAUGAGAGACUUUCUUGUUUUCAGAGAUAAGGUCAGAGAGGUAGAGAAUCUCUUCCAGACUUAUAAAACCAUCAGCAUCAGCAAAUGGCUCAGUGGUGAGUGUGAUGAUGAUGAUUUUAGCACACCAACUGUCAUCCAGCCUCUUCUUUUUGCUCUCCAGAUCGGUAUUGCAGCUCUUCUGAAGCACUGGGGUGUCAAACCCGAUGCUGUGCUUGGUCACUCUGUUGGUGAAGUUGCCGCUGCUCACUGCUCAGGCCUCUUGUCUCUUGAGGAUGCAGUGAAAGUGUUGUACCACCGUAGUACUCUCCAGAGCAAAGUCACAGGAGGGAAGAUGCUCGUGGUCGGCAACGUGGCUGUCGAACAGGUGUUAAAACUUCUUCAGGCUUUCUCUGGGAAUAUUUGUGUAGCUGCUUUCAACAGCCCUCAGUCCUGCACGCUGUCAGGAGAUGCAGAUGCUAUUGACAUCCUCCAUGAGAGGCUGAAGGUCAUGUUUACAUGUAAAAACGUCUUCCUCAGUGUCUUGGAUGUCCCAGCAGCAUACCAUAGCCAUAUGAUGGAUCCAGUACAAGAUGACAUUGAGCGAAGCAUUGACCUUUUGGAUGUCAACAACAUGGAGUGCAGCCUUUUUUCUACUGUGACUGGAGACAGGUGUUCAGAUGGUGAUUUCAGCACUGGUACUUACUGGGUAAAGAACAUCCGAGAGCCGGUUUUAUUUGAAAAAGCGCUUUGUGCUGUCGUGAAAGACAAACAGCUCAGGAGAAAUGUGGUCUUUGUGGAGAUUGGACCUCGUAGGGCUCUUCAAAGGAACAUAUGUGAGACUCUGGGCAAUGACACCAUAGUUCUUUCCUCUGGUCACCCAGAUAAAGAUUCUGACACUCUUAUCUUAACAGUGGCAAAACUGUUUGAACUUGGCAUUAAUGUUAACUGGCAUCAGCUCUACAGAGGCUGCCAGACAUUGCCCACAACGCUUCCAGUCUAUCAGUUUGACAACACAAAGAAAGAGCUAAAUUUUGAAGCUUUGAGAAAAGGUGAUGAAACAUCUGCGUUAUCUCGCCAUGUCCUCAUCUCACAAAUAAAGCAAGAUAACAAAGAGUUCACGUGCAACCUCUCAGUAGAGACUGCAUCGUAUCUUUGGGAGCACCAAAACAACAACAUUCCCAUUGUGCCCGGUGCGUUUUAUGUUGAAUUAGCUUUUGCUGCAGUGGUGGCAAGCCUGAGGCCAAAGCAACCAGUUUCUGUGCUCCAUCUCAGUGUUAGAUUUGAGAGCGUGUUGAUACUCAACUCACAGUGUAAACAGUUGAAGGUGACACUGGGACAUGUGGAAAAGGUGGCUUCAUUUAAAAUACAGUCUUCUUCUGCAACACAUGCCUCUGGGACAUACAUGUGUACAGAUAGCCAACCUUUGUUGGAGGAAUCAAACAUUUGUGUUGACCUGAUCUCCCAAAGGUGCAAGUCGGUUUUGACGAAAAAGGAGAUUUACUCAAUUCUUUCUCAGGCAGGAUUUGAGUAUGGCUCUGUGUUCAGACAGCUUGAUGAUGUGCAGUUUGGGAAUGAAUUCAAGGAAGCUCUGACAGCGAUUCAAGUCCCUGGAGAAGUUCUGAAACAUCUCCAUGACUAUUUCAUUCACCCUGUCCUGCUGGAUUAUUUCCUGCAGAUGACCGCUGUGGUUGCAAUGGGACGACUAACAGCCAAGCAGGGAUUCCCUUCAGGUAUUGCAAGCAUAGCUGUAUCAGCACCACUGCAGGAGGAGAUGGUCAUGUACUUACGAGCCACUCAAGAAACCUCAGAGUUCCUUGAUGUAUGUGGUUGCUUUUCCACCACAGAAGGAAAGGUAUUAGUGGAACUUAAAGGUGUGAGGAUUUCAUUUUUGGGCGGAUGCUCAAAUGUUCCUCAGUCAUUGUUCUUCCACAAUGAAACAGUUGCAAUCGCCAAAGAGAGAAACUUGGAAAAUUACAAAAUAAAAGCAAUUGUUUUCGAGGAUAAGCUCUGCAUUGCUAAAAGACUUAGACCAUAUAUGUGCCCAGAGUCAGUCAUUGUGGAGAGCAGAGAUCAAGUUAGAAACAUAGUGUUCUACUUGCUUAACACCAUGGCAGAUUUGGACAAUAUCCUCUUCAUUUGGGGUGUAGAAGACAUCAGUCACUUGUCAUCCAAGAAGAUGCUGGACUCCUUGGUCGCUUGCUGUGAGAUAUUUCGGCAGAUUGUUUUAGCUGUGAAUGAGAGCAAGCGUUCUUGCACUGUUCGCGUCAUAACUUACAGAUCAACAGAAAAGACCAUGGAUCAUAUCAGUCCUGGUUUUGUGCUUUCUGGUAUGACGAGGGCUUGCGCAGCAGAGAUGGCGGAUCUUUGUUUUCAGCUGAUUGACCUUGCUUCUGUGGCCAAUGAAGACAUUCAAAUGCUGGCUCGUGUAAUUAACACCAGCAAACAACAAGAGGUCAGGAUCAGUAAAGGGCAGGUGACGGUAACGAGAAUACUACGGACCCCAAUGAAGGAAAAGGCUUCAUGUGAAGGUGCACAUUCUGUUUAUCUGAGAGACUUUGUGCUACAGACAGCGGAUCCAUACAGAAUGGCUCACAUGUCGGCCAUCCCUGCUAACACUAAUCAAAAUCCUGUCCAGGAGAAGUCAGUUGUAAUUCAGCUAACCAAUAUAUGCACACAUUCGUCAGAUUACUUCCCUGUAAGCACUACGCAUUUGAACUUUGGCGAGACACUGUACUGGAACAAGCAUGCAUCACAGAAUCACAAACUCCUGGCUUUAGAUUUUAGCGGCAUUGUCACAGCUGUUGGGAAAGAUGUUGCUAGUCUAAGAGUGGGAGACCACGUCGCUUCAUGCUAUCCAGUUCCUGCCACUGCAAAGAUUGUAAUUCCUGAAGCAGUGUGCUACAACACAAAGAGACUUCUAUUUUUCAAAGAGACCCCGUGUGUUUCUUACUUCAUACUGGCAUGGGAGAUCCUGCAGAGAAUUCUGUCUAAAGUGAAAGAACAGCGCAGAAAGUUGGCCAUUAUCUCCUCAAACUCUGCCUCUGCUCUGACGAAAGUUUUGGCUCUUACAGCAAACAGGUCAGGCUGGAAUGUUUCUUCUCGGGCACACUUCACGAUUGAACCUCCACAUUUUGAUGCAUUCGUUUUACUGCCACCAUAUGAUCAAUCUUGGCAGGGGGUGCAUGACAGUGGUGGCCUUGAGAAACACAUCAUUUUUGUGUGCAGCAGCCACAUGUCAUCCUUAGCCACAGCGAGCAUGUUUGCAUUGAAGAGUGAACACAUUCAUGUACAUACGCUUGAUGUGGCUACUGUUCUGCAGAGAGCUCAUCUACAUGCAGAAAACAGAAAUAUCUUCAACUGGCUAGUGUCGUUAGGCUUUGAUAUGAAAUCUCUACCUCUGAGAGGGGAGCUUUAUCAGCCAAAAGAGUCUCAGCCCGACUCGGAGUCAUAUUUCACCACAAAAACAGUGCGGCAAGUUGUUUUAGGCUACGGAGAGCUUGAUUCACCAGUAUCUGAUAUUAAUUUGCUUACAAGACCUCAACAACUCUUUAAACAAGGCUGUGUUUAUGUUGUAACCGGAGGGCUCUCUGGUUUGGGGCUUGAGACAGUUAAAUUCAUCGCCCAUAAUGGUGGAGGUUGUAUUGCAACACUGUCAAGAAGUGUUCUUUCUGAUAAAAUGCAAUUUGAAAUGGAUCUUCUCCUGAAAAGAUACGAGGUCACUAUCAUAAAUAUCCAAUGUGACGUUUCUGUGUCGACGCAGGUGGUGGAUGCGAUCUCAAAAAUCGGGCAAAGAUUCCCCUCUUGUCCCAUCAAAGGUGUGUUUCACAGCGCUGCAGUGCUGCACGACGCACUGGUUGAAUCCCUUGAUGAGUCUCUCUUCAGAAAAGUGCUGCAGCCCAAAGUGAGCGGCGCUCUGAAUCUUCACUAUGCAACGCUUCACAACAAACUUGAUUUCUUUGUGUGCUAUUCUUCCAUCUCGUCGUUCGUAGGCAAUGCCUCACAGUGUAACUACGCAGCAGCCAAUUCCUUCCUCGACAUGUUCUGUCAUUAUCGGAGAAACCUCGGCCUCGCAGGACAGUCCAUCAACUGGGGUCCUUUGAACCUCGGUCUGCUGCUGCACAAAGACCACUUCCAAAAGUUCCUGGAGGCAAAAGGGAUGAUGACACUAGAUGUAUGUGAGGUUCAUGAGACACUUAAAAUCUGUCUUUUGAUGAACAGACCCCAACAAGUGAUAUGUAAAUUCAAUUUCAAAAACCUUAAGAUUCACGUUCUUUCUCAAAAUGCAUCUCUUAGAGAGCGACUGUCAGCUUUAGUGGAAAUGGAGCUGAAAGAUGAAAUACACAGUGAAUCGAAGGUUCAUCAUUUGUCUUCCACACAUGAAAGCGUGAGGGCAAUUGUCAGCGAUAUAACCAGUGUAAGUGUAGAUGAACUGGACGAUGACUCCUCUCUGUUUGCGUUGGGGAUUGACUCGAUGUUAGCCAUGACUCUGCAGAACAAGAUUUUCCAGGAAACAGGUGUAAAUGUACCUCUGGUUAUCAUACUGGACCCCAACAGUACACUCGCCAGUUUGGUUACUGUUGUGUUGAACAGUGGAUAA
Stegastes partitus (bicolor damselfish) is the source of this 6210-nucleotide messenger RNA. It is a transcript of the gene pks1, whose product is annotated as polyketide synthase 1. The transcript has 6 exons. Bases 1 to 6210 code for a protein of 2069 amino acids. Lineage: Eukaryota; Metazoa; Chordata; Actinopteri; Pomacentridae. Gene Ontology annotation, biological process: fatty acid biosynthetic process. Gene Ontology annotation, molecular function: 3-oxoacyl-[acyl-carrier-protein] synthase activity. The record is from RefSeq and is a predicted model, not a curated record.